CUGGGCUGCUCCUCAAAGGAAAUGAGGGAAAAGAUCUACCAUUGGUUCUGUGGGCACUUAGAGAACCGGAGUGUGCCAGGCGGGGGCAUACCAUCCACACGUGAGCCUUUUACCCCACAGUGGGGUCUGAUACCCACGUUGGGUGGGUGUGCCAGGAAAGGCAGUCAGAGAGUAGACCCAGACCAUAGCAGGACAGACUUGCGCCUAGGCUUCUGUUGGGGCCUGUCUGAAGCUCUCCCUCCCCGUGUGGGGAGGUCGCAUCUAGCGGUGCACAAGGCCACUCUUUGCUUUACAGACACAGGUGAAGGGCUGACAACACCCGUGCCCACCACACAGCCUGCGACACUUCCCAUGAUGGCCAUUCUAGCAGGUGAUGGAUUAUUUGCAACCACAGACACAAUGGAGCCUGCGGCCCUGCCAGCCACACCCACGCCCCUGGCAGGAGCUUCCAUGACCGUGAGGCUGGUGAAUGGCACAGGGAGGUGCUCGGGCCGAGUGGAGGUUCUCGUCCAGGGCACAUGGGGGACCGUGUGUGAUGACCUCUGGGACCUGGCUGAGGCCACAGUCGUGUGCCGCCAGCUGCAGUGUGGCCAGGCCGUGGCGGCACCCACGGGGGCCCACUUCGGGGCAGGCUCUGGGAAGAUUUUGCUGGACGACGUGCAGUGUGCGGGCAGCGAGAGUCACCUGGGGCAGUGCGUGCACAGGGGUGAGGCCGGGCACAACUGCGGGCACCUGGAGGAUGCUGGUGUCAUCUGCACAGCCUAUGAGAACCUACUUCCCACAUCAGUGACUCAACACCCACCUUCUUCUGCACCUCCAGGAGGCUGGGCCCCCGUGCGACUGGUAGGUGGCCACGGGAGGUGUGCAGGCCGCGUGGAACUCUUCUACCAGGGAGUCUGGGGGACCGUGUGUGAUGACCUCUGGGAUCUGUCAGAAGCAAACAUCAUCUGCAGGCAGCUGGGGUGUGGCUGGGCCAUUUCAGCCCCAGGUGAGGCCCACUUUGGGGAAGGAUCUGGGAAAAUCCUCCUUGACAAUGUGCGCUGCAGGGGGGAUGAACAGCACCUGGAGGAGUGCUCCCACAUCGGCUGGCUUUCCCACAACUGUGGGCACGGAGAAGAUGCCGGCGUGAUCUGUUCAGAUGCUGAAUAUUCUAUGGCCACACCACCAGAUCACCCAUUGGCCCUCACAGCAGGGACAAUGAUGGCAGGUGAGACUUUGGUGUCCUUGGCUGCUCUGACCACCAUCUUCCAGCUCAAGCCCUGAAGUGGUUCUCCAAGGAAAUGGAGCAAAAAUACUACUGCCCUAUCUGGCUCAU
Acinonyx jubatus (cheetah) is the source of this 1315-nucleotide messenger RNA. RefSeq names its product putative DMBT1-like protein. Bases 22 to 1263 code for a protein of 413 amino acids. Gene Ontology annotation, cellular component: membrane. NCBI's taxonomy places the organism in Eukaryota, Metazoa, Chordata, Mammalia, Carnivora, Felidae. The record is from RefSeq and is a predicted model, not a curated record. The transcript has 7 exons.